Messenger RNA from Dufourea novaeangliae, 390 nucleotides. RefSeq names its product venom allergen 5-like. The record is from RefSeq and is a predicted model, not a curated record. NCBI's taxonomy places the organism in Eukaryota, Metazoa, Arthropoda, Insecta, Hymenoptera, Halictidae. The transcript is spliced from 3 exons. Bases 1 to 390 code for a protein of 129 amino acids.
AUGCCUGGGACCAGAUGCCGGGGCCUCGAACGCGAAGAGAUCGACGAACAGGGCGUCGAAACGAUCCUCCAGUGGCACAACACUUAUCGUAAUAUCGUGGCCAAUGGAGACGAACAACGAGGAAAUCCAGGCCCACAACGUCCCGCGAAAUAUAUGAUGGAACUGAUCUGGGAUGACGAACUCGCUCAUAUUGCCAAGCGAUGGGCGUUGCGGUGCAACCUCUUUGAGAAAGAUCAAUGCCGAGACGUUGAGCGAUUCGGUGUAUGGCAGAACGUGCACGUGCUCGAUAUGAACACCGUGGGAAACACCACGUCCGUCACGAGACUUCACUUUCAUAUUCAAUCAUGGUACGACAAAGUGGAGGACUUCGAUUCCGCGGAAUUCGGGUAA